Messenger RNA from Cuscuta epithymum, 1298 nucleotides. Lineage: Eukaryota; Viridiplantae; Streptophyta; Magnoliopsida; Solanales; Convolvulaceae. The record is from the annotation of a GenBank genome assembly.
CUUUUACAGAUUAUUCAGCGCAUAUAUCAUUCUAGUGAGAGAGAGAGCCGAUACUUUGCAUUCUCGAUACUCUGUUCUACAAUUCUCGAUCAUUGUUGGUAUUGAAUCAAAGCUAUUUUCUUCUCUACUCUAUAUCGUUUAUAUGAUUGUUGAAUGAAAUAGGGACAAACAAUUCACUCCAGUACACGGAUCUCAACUGCAAGUUUAUCUGAGAUCAUCUUUCUCCAACUCAAGGAAUCGCAACUAGCUCAAGGAAGAAGAUAUUUAUUAGUGUACUAAAUUGGCUGUCCGAGUCUGUGUUCAGACUGUAAUGUCACCAGAAAUGAGUAUUUGAUAAAGGGUCCUGAGAUGGGAGCAUUUCAUCUAGAGAGUUCUACAUUGGUGCCUGUGCAUUUAGUGAGCAAUGGAAGAAGUUUGACCCUGCUUUUCCUCAAUGGUCAUGGUGCAGAUGUCCAAAGCUUCUUGGGGUUUGUUCCACUGGAGUAGGCGGUUAUCUCUGCGUGGGGUGUGUAAUUCCACAUUUCCACCUCCUGGUUCUACUGUGGAAGAUAAUCAUGAAUAUGACGACAAUGUAAUAAAAGAGACAGGUUGCUUGGAGGAAGAUGACAUUGUUGAUAGUGCUGCAUUGGUUCAAGCUCAGAGAUGCGAAAGGUGCCGCUAUGACUUUCACAUUGUUUACUGCUUAUCUUAUAGGGUUCCUGUGCAACCUUUGGCAUUGCAAGAGCUGGAAAAGAACAUCCCUGGAAGCACAAGGCAGGAACUGGCAGUACACAAAUGGACCAUUAUAACACAGGAGGAGCACCCAUACCGGAAUCAGCCUUGGUUCUCACUACAUCCAUGUGGGACUAGUGAGUGGAUAAAGAUUCUUUUUACUAGGGACACAUCUGCAUUUGUACUUGGAUGAGUGGCUGUUCAUAGAUAUAUGGUCUCUUGGUUCUCCUUUAUUGCAACAGUUGUUGGUCUCAAACUUCCCUUUGGAAUGUUUGGGAGUAGUGAUUAUCAUAUUCUAGCCCCUAACUAAGCAGAAUGUCAAUACAUACACAAUAGUUAUUGAGAUUUAAAUGAAACAUUAUAUUACUUCCUACAUUCUCAUUGCAGGCUUGCACCUCGAGAACUUAUUUUGCAAUUUCUUCUCUGGUAAUGGUGUAUUGGUGUCCGUUAUAGCUAUACAGAACCAUCCUAUUAAAGACAGCAUGAAGACUUUACUCGUUUGUAGUCAAUACAUACACGUUAGUUAUUUGAGAUUUUUCACUUUUGGUUCUCUAAACUUAAUACUCCAUUCCAUUUUCUUAUCCACA